Messenger RNA from Danaus chrysippus (African queen), 312 nucleotides. The record is from the annotation of a GenBank genome assembly. NCBI's taxonomy places the organism in Eukaryota, Metazoa, Arthropoda, Insecta, Lepidoptera, Nymphalidae.
AUGGAAAUAGCCCAGAAUUUUAUGGGUACACUAGCUAGAAAUACGAUGACACGGAUCAAUGAAAAUGGAAAUGUUGUUGGGACUAUAAUUGUGAAUUGUGAAGGUUUCCCAGAAACCACUACAUUGGACAGUUUGACGGCUGCUACCUAUUCAACUCACAUGCGAAAUCUGUCACACCAUGCUUCUAACGCUUUGAAGGAAAUUGAUGUAACAGACGAGCUGGUGGUUCUGAGAUUGGUAUCGAGGAAAUCUGAGGCUGUAGUGGCUCCGGACCAUGAGUUCACCCUCAUCGUGGUGAUGAGAAGGUCUUGA